AUGGACCCUCCAAAUCUCUUGAAAAAGGGCGAGCCGCUCUUGGUAGGAGGAGGAGAAGAAACAAGAGAGAAUCAACACCAAGAGCCAAGCUUUUUGAUGGAAGUCAAUGGAGAUGGAGCAGGGAAUUCUACCAGGCCUCGAAAAGUUAUCGACGAGGAAAACUUGGCAGUUGAGAUUCCUGACACUGCCCAUCAGAUAAGCAGUGGUUUGUUUCCCUUUCUUUUGACAUAA
This is a messenger RNA of Dovyalis caffra, 231 nucleotides long. Lineage: Eukaryota; Viridiplantae; Streptophyta; Magnoliopsida; Malpighiales; Salicaceae. The record is from the annotation of a GenBank genome assembly.